This is a messenger RNA of Dipodomys ordii (Ord's kangaroo rat), 1035 nucleotides long. RefSeq names its product enoyl CoA hydratase, short chain, 1, mitochondrial (gene Echs1). Gene Ontology annotation, cellular component: mitochondrion. NCBI's taxonomy places the organism in Eukaryota, Metazoa, Chordata, Mammalia, Rodentia, Heteromyidae. The record is from RefSeq and is a predicted model, not a curated record. Gene Ontology annotation, biological process: fatty acid beta-oxidation. Gene Ontology annotation, molecular function: enoyl-CoA hydratase activity.
AUGGCCACCGUGAGUGCCCUCCUCCCCGGCGCCCGCGCGCUGGUGGUUCCUCUCCGGCUUCCCUGCGCUGCAACCCUUCGCCUGCGGGCCAGCUCUGAGUACAUCAUUACAGAAAAAAGGGAGAGAAAUAGUGUGGGACUCACGGUGAACCGCCCCUAGGCGCUCAUCGACGGGCUCAACCAGGCCCCGGAGGCCUGUGAGGAGGAUCCAGACUUGGGCGCAAUUGCGCUCACUGGCGGGGAUAAGGCAUUUGCUGCUGGAGCGGAUAUCAAGGAAAUGCAGAAUCAGCCAUUCCAGUUCUGUUACUCCAGUAAGUUCCGGAGCCACUGGGACCACCUCACCCGUGGGAAGAAGCCGGUCAUCGCGGCUGUCAAUGGUUUUGCUCUUGGUGGAGGCUGUGAGUUUGCAGUGAUGUGUGACAUCAUCUACCCUGGUGAGAAAGCCCAGUUUGGACAACCAGCAGUCCUGCUGGGAACCAUCCCAGGUGCUGGAGGCACCCAGAGACUCACCCGUGCAGUUGGAAAGUCCCUGGCAAUGGAGAUGGUCCUGACUGGUUAUCAGAUCUCAGCCCAGGAUGCAAAGCAAGCAGUGGUAAGCCAGGUUUUUCCUGUUGAAACACUAGUUGAAGAGGCCAUCCAGUGUGCAGAAAAAAUUGCCAGCAAUGCCAAAAUUAAAUCAGCUAUAGCCAAAGAAUCUGUGAAUGCAGCUUUUGAAAUGGCGCUAACAGAGGGAAACAAGUUGGAGAAGAAACUCUUCUAUUCAACCUUUGCUUCUGAUGAUGGGCAAGAAGGCAUGGCUGCAUUUGUGGAGAAGAGGAAGGCCAACUUCAGAGACCACUGAGAACCAGAAAGUGCAGCCUGCCUAUUUAGAAGCAAACAAAUCAUCCCCCUAAAGGGCAGUGUGGCCACCUGUAGCCUCCCAGCAAUGGUGUAGGGCUUUGGCCUCUGCUCAAGCCCUUGUGUAGCCGGCUGCUUUGAUGCCCAAGGGAAGAUUGAUCAUGUUGGGUCUGAUCAGAAUAUUUUCUUGCAAAUCAAA